Molecule: messenger RNA, 561 nt
Organism: Grus americana (Whooping crane)
Lineage: Eukaryota; Metazoa; Chordata; Aves; Gruiformes; Gruidae
Product: interferon lambda-3-like
Exons: 5
Coding region: 1-561 (186 amino acids)
Biological process (GO): defense response to virus; innate immune response; cell surface receptor signaling pathway via JAK-STAT
Molecular function (GO): cytokine activity
Source: RefSeq, a predicted model, not a curated record
AUGCUGCACCUCAGCUUCACCCUGUUGCUUGCACUGGUCUUGGGGGACAGUCUCGGGGCCGCCUUCCCCCCGGACGCCCUGAAGAAGAGCUUCAGCCUGUCCAAGUAUCAGUUCCCCGUGCCGCACGAGCUCAAGGCUGUGCAGAAGAUGAAGGAGCAAUUUGAGGACAUCAUGCUGCUGUCGGACCGCAAAUGCAACACCAGGCUCUUCCAUCGGAAAUGGAACACGGCAGAGCUAUCGGUGGCCGACCGAGUGAUGCUGGUGGAGGCUGAGCUGGAACUCACCACCACCAUGUUGGAGCUCCCCGCCAUCCCCGCGUUCGCCGAGACGCGCCAGCGGCCGCUGACCUUCCUCACCCAAGUCCGGGAGGACCUGCGAGGCUGGAUGGCCACGGAGGCCCCUUCGCAUCAGCCCUCUGGGAAACUGAGGCACUGGCUGCAGAAGCUGCAGACGGCCAAGAAAACAGAGACCAUCGGCUGCCUGGAGGCCUCCGCCAUCCUCCACCUCUUCCAAGUGCUGAACGACCUGCGGUGUGCAGCCCUCCAGGAGCAGUGCACUUAG